GCAAUUCAAUCUUUUUCUACAGUAGCAAAUAGUACUUAAACAGUGUUCUAUUGCUUAGUAUAAAAGAGAUUACUCAUGUAUUGUAAUAGUAAGGUGAAUACAUUGACGUAUAAAUUGAUGUAUACGAACGAACAAUACAUCAAUCCCUUAUAUUACUUUUUUAUUUUCUCCCGAUUUUUAAUGCAUACACCUCUUUUCCCUCUUCUUGUUGUGCCGCCAGCUGCUGGUUGUUGUAGCCACCAACCUACUAUCGACCGGCAGUGCGUCCACCCUUCACAAGCAGCGGCAACCGUCCUUCCUCCAUGAACAGCAGCGGCGUUUUCCCCCGCGAGCAGCGGCUGCCUUGCAUAGCCGGUGUCACCACCACUACCACCACUUUCCUCUUCAUCCUUUUCCCUUGUUUCACCUUUUUAAGCCACCUUCUCUUCUCUAAUUGAUUUUUCUUUCUUGUUUUAAUUGGAAAUUUGUAUCAAGUUUAUAAGUUUUAUGUUGAUUUUGUUUUAAUUCUUGUAGAUCUUAUUAUGGGUAAGAGUUUGAUUGAUGAUUUAAAUAUAAUUAUGAAUUAGGGUUUGAAGUAUGAAUGUAAAUAAUGGUUGUGUGCUUUUAUGCUAUAUUUUGGUGGUGUGAUGAUUGUUGGAUAACCUUACAAGUUGUCUUAGGACCUAUUUGGUUGAUUAAUUGUUGUUGUAGUGAUAAUGGAAAUUGGUUUUGGUUGUCAAUUGAGUAAUUGUUGUUAAUGGUUGUGGUUUGAUUAUUUGAAUUAAUGUUAUUGAAGUUAUAAAUGCAUAAUUUUAGUAAAGCCAUGAGUAUAGUGUCAAUUUAGUGUUGAGGGUUGCUAAAGUUACUUGUUGUAAUGUUUUAAUUGUAGUUUUUCUAGCUAUGAGAAUGUAAUGAAUGAUAUUGCGAUGUGAUGACUUUAAGAGUUGUCAUUAUCGUCAUACUAGUGACAUAUUGACAUUGUAAGAUUUAAGUGUGACUUGUUAGAUAUUUAAAGUAACAUGAAUCAAUGUAACUCACAUUGAGUUGAUGUAAAGGAACGAUCCACAUAAUGCUUCUAUUCUUAAAGCGAUGGAAAGACUUGUGUUUUUGUUAAGUUAAUGAUUAUGAUUAUGUUGAAUGAGAUGUGUGUGUGCUAGAGUAAGUGGAGAUUUAUCAUGAAUGGAUGAUAGUGAUUUGGCAUUUAGUUGGUAUUACAAAGUAGAUAAGUGGACUUAUUUGUUCUAUUCCUAACUUAUAAAGGUGCCCAUUUCGUAAGAGGUAGGUAGAACUUUAGUUGGGUGAUUUUUGUGACUUUUUGGUCAUGCAAUGACGCUUACAGGUACGUACACGUAGUAACCAACCCUUAUAUGCAAUUUUCCCUUAAGAUAUCAUUGUUUGUUGUGAUAAUAUGCAUUGUAUCGAAACCAUGAGGUGCUAGCGAGUAACCUUUAUAUGAAGAGCUUGUUGAUUAUGAAAUCCUUGAGCUUAGAAUAGUUAGAGAAUAGGAGUGUCAGUAGAAGGGGGGAUCAUCCUCUUUUCUAUUUAAGAAUUCGAUUAUGUCUUACUUGGAGUUAGAAUGACUCCUUUAUAGGUGGAUUUCAUAUUUCGUUUGAGUUGUUCAGUGGGUUUUGGCAUUUUGCUAUCCCAGGGCACUCAUUAAUAGUAGAAAGUGAGAGUUAUUCCUAUUUGAUUAAGCAUUAGAUUACAAUUAGUUGGUGUGACUCAACUGGAUUAUAUCCGAUUGAUUUAGUAGUCCCCUAGGUGAGAUCUGACGGGAUCACCGUAUAGGGGUAUGAGCAUACUUUUGUCAUUGGGCGCCGAGUGGCUUAUACCGCCCCUUGACCGAGGUGUUACCAUACUGGAUUGGUAUCUCAGUGUGUCUUUUUUCCGAAGGUAGGACCCGAGAGGGUUAGCUGGAAGGGGUAUGAGCUCAUAUUUUGCUUUAGGCGCGGGGUGGCCGAUAACGCCCUUGGCCGUGUCACUAUGCCAUGAAUAGAAAAAAGAUCCACUACUUUUGAAUGUACUUCGAGGGAUUAGUAGUUGAAAGAGAAAUCAUGAGUAAAUAAAAGUGUUUAGACAGAUGAGCAGAUUCGUUAUUGCUGUGCUAUGUCGUCGUCUAUCCCCUUGUUCUAUGUUUCUAAUUGUUAUAAGUUCAUUGAUUACUGACGUGUACUAUUUUGUUUUCAUUGUUGAUGGCUUGUCUUUGAUGGCCCUGCUAUGACACGUUGGUCUAUAAUCUUAGCAUUAAUUGAUCAUGUUUCUCUAAAACCUGCGUUGUGUGACGAGUAAAACAAAAAGCCAAUUACCUGGUUUGUUUUGUUGUUUAUGUUGUCAAUCUAGAGUAAUGAUUAAAUCUCUAUGAGAGCAUAUGUUAUAUGUAUUCUUUGUCCUCAUAGGUAACUGCAGAGGAUGAGUCCGGAAUACGCAUUUGGGAUCUUAGGAUGUUGAAGGCUCCCAUCACUGAGCUUCCUGGCCAUGAUCACUGGGCAUGGACAUUCAGGUCUAAUCCUGAGUACGGCGGUUUAAUCUUGAGUGCUGGAACCGAUUCGUCUGUGAGCUUGUGGUCAGCUCCAACGCAUAGUGAGGAUGCUAGGACUGAAAGUUUGGUGGAGUCCACAACUAAUCGCGCAGAGCCUUCAUUGCAAUCAUACAGUGAUUAUGAAGACAGUGUUUAUGGCCUUGCUUGGAGUUCAAGGGAGCCUUGGCACACUGAUUUUCAAGCUUGAAUAGUUAGGAAAGAGGUUUUGAAAGGAAAAUUGCUUUAGAGAAUCAGUGUGGUCGUAGAAUCAAUAAAACCUCAUCUUUCCGGAAAGUGAAGACCCAUGUAUCAUUAUAACUUGAAGUUCCUUGCAAACUACAUCUAUUCCUUGUUUCUAGGCAUUUUUUAAAAUGUUUUCUAUGCGGUGCUCAUGUGUUACGAGAAAUCAAAAUGAUGAUGAUGCGUUUAACUAGAAGGAUUUGAUAUGUGAAGCUUCUUAUAUAGAGCCCAUAUACUCAGUAAGUUGACAAUCAUUUAUCAUCAAUCCCUUCCUUAAUCCUUCAAGACGAGUUGACGACAGUGUCUUAAUUCUUAAUCCGAUAAAAGAUCUCCAUUUUCUAGAUUUAGGCAACUUUUUUGUGCUUCCCUUCCCUUUGGAAAAUGUACGAUGUCCAAUCCUGACGUCAAACUGGCAGGCAGUCGCCAUUGUGCAUUUUUGGCUGAAAUGAAUACUUCAAUUUUAUGUAUUGUACUGAGCUAGUUUAAGUGGCUAUAUGUGUAAGAAGGCUUUUUGUAGUUGACCCAACUGAUGGACUAUUAGUUUGUUUGCUUUGUAAUGAUUCUAACGCAUUGAAUGAUUCAUGCUGUGCCUGUAAUUUGGAAUUGA
Amaranthus tricolor (Joseph's coat) is the source of this 3344-nucleotide messenger RNA. Its product is annotated as WD repeat-containing protein DWA2-like. NCBI's taxonomy places the organism in Eukaryota, Viridiplantae, Streptophyta, Magnoliopsida, Caryophyllales, Amaranthaceae. Gene Ontology annotation, molecular function: protein binding. The record is from RefSeq and is a predicted model, not a curated record. Gene Ontology annotation, biological process: protein ubiquitination. The transcript is spliced from 7 exons. Bases 2421 to 2705 code for a protein of 94 amino acids.